Somion occarium is the source of this 1813-nucleotide messenger RNA. NCBI's taxonomy places the organism in Eukaryota, Fungi, Basidiomycota, Agaricomycetes, Polyporales, Cerrenaceae. The record is from the annotation of a GenBank genome assembly.
GAAGAGCAACUUGCAGGCGAGCAGCCCCCUCCAGCAAUGGAGUACAAACCCGUCGUUGUCCAGAGGCAUCCUAGACCCUCUUCAGCUGCACAUAACCCAGAAUCUAGGUACUGGAGGCAAUUCAAACACCCCGUCUUCAUCAAGGAAUAUGCACCAGUUACUUCUGUCCACUUCUCCCCUUCCAAGCCACAUAGGUAUGCGGUGACUGCAGCAACUCGCGUACAAAUAUAUGCACCACGAACGCAAAAGGUCACAAAGACCAUCUCGAGAUUUAAGGACGUUGCCCGUAGCGGUUGUAUCCGACCAGAUGGCAAGCUAGUCGUCGCAGGAGAUGAUACUGGUCUCAUUCAAACGCCAGUUGCCCUCUGAAUAUAUGUAAACUGACGACAUCUUCGUCAGGUUUUUGACAUCAAUUCAAGAGCUAUCUUACGAACGCUUGACGCACAUAAACAACCUGUGCAUGUCACGAAAUUCUCUACCGCAAACCAAACACAAAUACUCUCCUGUUCGGACGAUUCUACAGUUAGGCUUUGGGAUGUCCCCUCCCAGUCCACUAUCACUACGUUCAUGGACCACACGGAUUACGUUCGUUCCGGCCAAGUUUCUCCUUCAAAUCCUAAUCUCAUCCUCACCGGCUCAUAUGAUGCUACCGUGCGGUUAUUUGAUGCUAGGACGGGCGAAUGUGAGAUGGUUAUGGGAGGUAGCUCAGCAGCGGCUGGCACCAAAAUCACCGCCCCCGUAGAGCAAGUCCUAAUAUUUCCGUCUGGAACUGUUGCUCUUUCGUCAGCUGGUCCCAUUCUUCGUGUCUGGGACUUUGUUGCUGGUGGCAGAUGUACCCGAGCUCUUUCAAAUCACCAGAAAACCAUCACGUCCCUUUGCUUCAACUCGGAUGCCAGUCGUUUGCUCACUGGUGGCUUGGACCAAAUGGUCAAAGUGUACGACGUGGGCUCUUAUAAGGUGAUGCAUACCAUGAGGUACCCAGCACCUGUUCUUUGCUUAGCUGUUUCUCCUGACGAAACCCACAUCGCUGCCGGAAUGUCAGAUGGCACCUUGUCGGUCCGUCGACGACAACCCAAAGCUUCUGAAUCAUCAACCAACGAUAUCGCUCUGUCCGCACUGAAGUCCGGUGCAUUCGAGUCUUUCCUUGGCAACUUGCCUUCUAUCGGUCAAGGACGUGUAAAGUCAAAAGAGAAGUCAAAACCUAUAGGCGAUGUGGACGAAUUUCGCGUAGAGCGGAAACGUAAGAAACGCCUGAAGGAGUACGACAGACUGCUGAAGACCUUCAAAUAUUCUGCUGCUUUGGACUCUGUACUACGCAAGCAAGUACCACCAACCACCACUUUCUCUCUAAUCCAAGAACUCAUUCACCGAGACGGUCUUCGAACUGCUUUGGCUGGUCGUGAUGAUGUUCUACUAGAACCCAUUCUCAGACUCCUAUUAAAGUACGUUUCAGACCCACGUUUCGGGGAAAUGGUCUGUGACGUUGCUGGUGUUGUAAUCGAAAUGUAUACCCCGGUGCUUGGUCAGUCGCCGCUGAUCGACACACUCUUCUCGCGACUUCGGAAGAAGGUUGCGGCCGAGCUACGAUUCCAGCAAGACCUUGUCAAAGUAAAGGGUGCAUUGGACAUGCUCCUUGCCACUGCAUCGCUUUCGUCCGUUGUCUAGCAUGGCUCUUUGUGUCUUCCGCUUUCGACUCAGAUGUAUAUUAUGCAAUAAGUAUUGUACAGCAUGCGCAUGAUAUCCUAAUACUUUCAGGCCGCGUCCAAAAAGCGGAUGAGAUUUUCCAGGAUCUCGCGCUGUGACAUCGCACCCU